UGUUGCAGCUUCCACCACAGCUCAAACGCGACGGUCGAGCUCACUGGCCUGGGAGCUGCUCCAUUUCUGUGGGUUUUGUGUGUGUUUUUUUUAAAUUUCUCGCCCCGUGUGUCCCUCUUUCGCGGGGAGAACUUUUGCUUGUGUUUGAAGCAUGGCCGACUACGUCUUAUUUAACAAUUGUAUCGAUGGCUUGGAUCAGCACUUCGGUGGGAAGGGGAAGUUGGACGCUGCGAGCGGAGCGGUGCAGAACGGGGCCGGCGGCAAGCUGGCCGGGCUGUGCGAGGAGCGCUGUGACAGUGGCAUCGGCUCCAUGAAUGAGAAGGACGAGGAGGUGUUGCGGGAAAUCAGGGAACUCAGCCUGACCGACAAGUCAGAGGCGCCCCAGUCUUGGAAAGACUUCGUCUCGGAAGACGGAGAUACGUUCCUUCAUCUGGCCAUCAUCCACACUGCCAAAGAAGUUACCCUCCAGAUCCUCAAAAAUAUCCAGGAUGGAGAUCGGUAUCUCCACCGCCAGAAUAACCUGAAACAGAGUGCCAUGCAUCUGGCCGUGAUCACACAACAGUCGGAUGUGCUGCAGUCUUUGCUUUGGGCGGGAGGAGACCUCGGACUGAGGGACAUCAGUGGCAACACACCUCUGCACAUCGCCUGCGAGAUGAAUCUGUUUGAGUGUGUCAGCAUCAUCAAUGAGUCCUGCACAAGACGUGAUAUCCAAAGCCUCCUGGAUAGCAAGAACUACAAUGGUCUCACCUGUUUGCAUUUGGCAGUGAAGAACAGACUUCCCCAUAUGGUGAAAUACUUAAUACAGCUAGGAGCUGAUAUUAAUGCACAGGAGCCAUCCAGCGGUAGGACUUCACUUCAUCUUGCAGUGGAGGAGCAGGAUGCUGAAAUGGUGACACUGCUGGUGCAGUGUGGAGCAGAUCCCAAUGUCCUAAUGUACAAUGACUGUGCGCCCUACCACCUGACCUUGGGACGGGAUAAUCUGACGAUACAGAAGGAACUUAUCAACGUGACAGAUCCAUCCCUGCACAUUUUCUAUGAAGAUAAUCAGAUGUGGGAUUAUGAAUCUUCUGACUGGGAGGUUCCUUUCUCAUAUGAUGACUGCGUAAUUGGGGGACGGCCGCUUGGGUGCUGAAGAUGACCCCCUUACACAUUGCUACUCUGCACUUUCUGUAUUUCAAUUCGUCUAAAGAGUUGGAGACGUGUAUUGAAGCAUGGUUACCCAGUCAUCUCCUUUGAUGAGAAACACCAAUGACAGACACUAAAAUUUACAAGUCAUGCAGCUGGGUGCCCAUGUAUCUUAAAUAAUUUUAAUGUAAUUUAAAAAUAUCCAGAAGCAGAGGAUGUGAUGAUGUAAGUUAUACUGUAGAUGUAGAAUGAGAUCUUCUGGUGUAAAGGGAAUUAUUGAACGCACUGUAUUCUCAAUUGCAUGGAGCAGAUGACUGAAAUGUUAUAUUUUAGCAUACUGGGUAUAUUUGUCAUGUAUAAAGUGUAAAUGUGUAAAGUACUGUAAAUACUGUACAUUAUCUAGUGAGAAUAUUUGAUACAACUCUUUGAUAUUUAUUUUUGUCAAAUAAAGUAAAUGAAGCAUUUAAAA
Hypanus sabinus (Atlantic stingray) is the source of this 1594-nucleotide messenger RNA. It is a transcript of the gene nfkbiab, whose product is annotated as nuclear factor of kappa light polypeptide gene enhancer in B-cells inhibitor, alpha b. Gene Ontology annotation, molecular function: protein binding. Lineage: Eukaryota; Metazoa; Chordata; Chondrichthyes; Myliobatiformes; Dasyatidae. The record is from RefSeq and is a predicted model, not a curated record. The coding region runs from base 152 to 1132 and encodes 326 amino acids. The transcript has 6 exons.